UAUGCACUGCUUAACUCAAUCAAGACACUCAUCAAUUUCUUCUCCAAUCUCUCUUUGCUCCCCUUAGUUGUGAAAUGGCAUCAUGCUCAACUGCUAGAAAGACUGUCUGACGCAAUAUUGUAGCGAGGGAUCUCCCAACCGACACAUGGGUACGUUAUGGCAUGAUUCACUGACGCCUGUGCCUCCACUUUGCUGAGUUUAUGGGUUCUGACUCUAAUCCCACCUUUGUAGUAAUCAAACAUAACAAAGCUCUGAUGCUGUGAUGAUCCCAUAAAACCCUGGCGGUCGAUUCCUCUUCCACUCUAGUGCGGCAGUAGGGGUCAGAAUGGCCCUGCCCUUUUCCGCCUCAUUACAGAUCUUUCUGCUCUCUGACGCCACCCGCACCCAGAUAUGCAUACCCUUGCUACAUGAGGUCUCUCCUCGAGGUUUUUCUCCCUCUCUCUAUAUAUAGCAGGGAGAUCCUCAUCCGAAUUGGCACUAGCUUCUUUGUUGCUCAAGAUUCUCUUGCUGACUCCCUUUCCAACAAAUUAUUUUGCCUUCCCCCCCAGCAAACUUAGACUCAAUCUCAUUUUCGAGUCGCAUUUCACAAAAAACGUCCUAAUCUCCUAGUCUUAGACCCAGUGUCCACCCACUUAUGGCUUGUGCAAUCAUAAUAACGUUACGACUUAGGAGCAAGAACAUACUAUGAUUAAAGAAAUGGUACACAGAUUACGGGAGAUGUUGUUAUUUUUGUUCCUAGUGAUCUUUUCCAAGGCUACUGGGGUUAAGGCUUGUUCGCGAGGCGGCGGGAUACAGGAAAGUGCUGCUUGCCUGAGCUGGAGAUUGGCUGUGGAGGCUAACAAUGUGCGUGCGUGGCGCACUGUCCCUUCUCAAUGCUUGCGAUAUGUUGAAGCUUACAUGCUUGGAGGACAGUAUGAAAGGGACCUUGACUUGAUUGUGGACCAAAUCUUGAGUUAUGUGAAUGAGAUAGUUCUUUCUAGUGAUGGCAUGGACGCUUGGAUCCUAGAUGUUGAUGACACCUGCAUCUCCAAUGUCUUCUACUACAGAGGAAAGAGAUAUGGGUGUGACCCAUACGAUCCAGCUGGUUUCAGGGCAUGGGCAUUAAAGGGAGGAUGUCCAGCAAUUCCUGCUGUUCUUGGAUUGUUUGACUACCUAGUUCAAAGUGGUUUUAAAGUAUUCCUAGUCACUGGCAGAGACCAAGAAAUUCUUGGCCAAGUCACUAUUGAUAAUCUGCAUAAUCAGGGUUUCAUCGGCUACGAGAGAAUAAUCUUGAGGACAGCAGAAUUCAUGGGACAAAGCGCAGUGGCAUACAAGUCAGAAAUAAGAAGGCAAUUAGAAAAGGAAGGGUACAGAAUAUGGGGGAAUGUGGGUGAUCAAUGGAGUGAUCUUCAGGGAGAAUGUUUAGGAAACCGGACAUUCAAGCUACCAAAUCCAAUGUAUUUUGUUCCCUGAAAUCCAGUGGAACACUACAUCUAUUGUCUCUCGAAAUGAUCAUAAGACAAGAAUUGUAACGUUAUUAUCGUGUUGCCAAUGAAAUAAAUCAUAAUUCAGUCGAAUAAAUGGCUGAAGCUUACUGCAAA
This is a messenger RNA of Populus euphratica (Euphrates poplar), 1580 nucleotides long. RefSeq names its product acid phosphatase 1-like. Lineage: Eukaryota; Viridiplantae; Streptophyta; Magnoliopsida; Malpighiales; Salicaceae. The coding region runs from base 685 to 1452 and encodes 255 amino acids. The record is from RefSeq and is a predicted model, not a curated record. The transcript has 5 exons. Gene Ontology annotation, molecular function: acid phosphatase activity.